Molecule: messenger RNA, 3905 nt
Organism: Microtus oregoni (creeping vole)
Lineage: Eukaryota; Metazoa; Chordata; Mammalia; Rodentia; Cricetidae
Gene: Cpn2
Product: carboxypeptidase N subunit 2
Exons: 2
Coding region: 64-1707 (547 amino acids)
Molecular function (GO): protein binding
Source: RefSeq, a predicted model, not a curated record
UCCUGCUCUGCUUCUGAGAAAAACACCGGGCUUCUGGCCCCAGCUGCCCGGCCCCUCACGAAGAUGUUUCCAGGAGUCUGGUUGUGCUGGGCCUCACUCCUGCUCCUGACCAGGCCCAUCCAGCCUUGCCCUAUGGGCUGUGACUGCUUUGACAGAGAGGUAUUCUGCUCAGAUGAGCAGCUGGCCACCAUUCCACUGGACAUCCCCCCACACGUCACAAACAUCGUCUUCGUGGAGACUGCCUUCACCACAGUGGGGACCAGGGCUUUCCACGGUAGUCGCAACCUGACCAAGGUGGUCUUCCUCAACACUCAGGUCCGUCACCUGGAACCCGAUGCCUUUGGGGGACUGCCCAGCCUGGUGGACCUGGAGGUGACAGGCAGCCCCUUCUCCAGUCUCAGUGCCAACGUCUUUUCUAACCUGAGCUCACUGGGGAAGCUCACCUUGGACUUCGACAGGCUGGUGGCUCUGCCUGAGGACUUCUUUCACCACAUGGACAACCUGGAGUCCCUUCAGCUUCAGGGAAACCAGCUUCAGACCCUGCCUGGGAGACUGUUCCAGCCUCUGCGAUACCUGAGAACCCUCAACCUGGAGCAGAACCUUCUGAGCAAGCUCCCUAAGGGGCUGUUUCAGUCACUCAGCAGCCUGCAGAUACUGAAGCUGAGUAACAACAUGCUUUUCAGCCUCCCGGAGGGCUUGCUGGACAAUCUGGGCAGCCUGCAGGAGCUCUUUCUGGACAGCAACGGCAUCACGGAGCUGUCGCCACAGGCUUUCUCCCAGCUCCUCAGCCUGGAAAAUCUGUGGCUGCAGCACAAUGGCAUCCGACACCUGCCGGCCUCCAUCUUCGCCUCCCUCCGCAACCUGACCAAUCUCAACCUGCAGGGCAAUGAGCUGCGGGCUCUGCCUGCCACCCUCUUCACCCACAACCCAGGGCUGCUUCACCUGUCUCUGUCCUACAACCAGCUGGAGGGCAUCGCCGAGGGCACCUUCGCCAACCUGUCCCGCCUUGUUUCCCUCACGCUUGCGCACAACGCCAUCACACACCUUCCCGAGGAUGUCUUCAGGGACCUCGAGCAGUUGGCCAGGCUCUCCUUGAACGACAACAACUUGACGGCCUUGCACCCGGCCCUCUUUCAGAACCUGUCCAGGCUUGAGCAGCUCAACUUGUCGAAGAACCAGCUGACCAUGCUCCCCGGGGGCAUCUUUGACACCAACUACGACCUCUUCAACCUGGCCUUGUCCAGCAACCCCUGGCAGUGUGACUGCCACUUGGCCUACCUCACGAGCUGGCUCCGCCUCUACAACGACCGGAUCCUCAACACCCGUACCUACUGCGCAGGCCCAGCCUACCUUAAGGGCCAACCGGUGCCCAGCUUGAAGAAGGAACAGCUGGUGUGCCCUGCCACCCCGGGCCACUUGGGCUUCCUGGCCCUGGGGCUGGAUGACAGGGAGCCAGUGGGCAGUUGGGAUCUGGCAGUGGAAGGGAGGGCAGCCCACAGCCAGUGCAUUUAUAGCAACCCUGAGGGCACCGUGGUCCUCUCCUGUGAGAAGGCCCAGUGUCGCUGGCUGAGAAUCCAGCUGUCUUCCAGACAAGGCUCGGACACCCCGGCAAUGGCUUACAAUUCCAGUCAGGAGUGGGAGUUAAGGUCAAGCUGUGGCUCCAUGAGGGUCGUUGUGUCUAUUGAGGCUCAAGCUGCUGGGCCCUAAGUGCAGCGAAUAGACCCAGAAGCCUGAACAAGUGACUUCUUGAGGCAGGGGGAGCUGAAUGUCUGAAGCCGACAUAAGGGACAUGCUGCAUCUCCAGGGUAGGGGGGAGCGAGGCCUGCUUCACCUAGUGUCUCUUCGUCUUCCUCACCACACACUCGCCUGUGGCCUAACAAGCUCAUCCUCAAUCCAACUUUGGAAACCACACCAUGGCCUAGAGCAGUGGUUCUCAACCUUCCUGACUCCGUGACCCUUUAAUACAGUUCCUCACAAUGUGGUGGCCCCAAACCAUAAAGUAAUUUUCAUUGCUACUUCAUAACUGUAAUUUUGCUACUGUUAUGAAUCAUAAAUGUAAAUAUAUUUUGGAGAUAAGAGGUUUGUCGAAGGGGUCAUGACCCACAGGUUGAGAACCACUGGUCUAGAGACUAAAACACCGUGGCCACAAUAUUUUCCUAUUGUUUAACCCCACCCUACUCCCUGAUCUGAAUUCUAGACUUGAGAUAUGUUCACCACUAUACAAAGUAGAAGUCACAUCCCUUUGAUAGAUGAAAAGCCAUUUCUGUUCUCACGAUAGAGAGAGGAAAGGGACGUCAGAGGAGCUGUGCUGUCUAGAAAAGGCUAGGGCAGGGGUGUGUGGGGAAACAGUAUCGUCCUGGCAACCUCUCAAGCUGCAUCCAGGAGAAAUCAAGGCGAGGGGCUGCCUUAGCCAGCAAAGCCUGGCUGCGUGGCUCUCAGGAGGGCUGUGUGGCUUUGCCUGUUCAGUCCACAAGAUGGUUGUUCCCUGAGGAGGGAGCGAAAGCCUGAGGAGGGGGAGGAGAGGAGCUGGUAGUUGGGGGUAACUGCCUUGUGCCAUGGCUUUCAGGGCAUCUGACACUGCGCCGCUCGGUCACUGAACGGCUCUCUUCUUCCUCUGGUUUCUAAGAUGUCUCCGCUAUCCCAUCUAGGGGUGUCCCUCAGCCACCAUUCAGGGUAUGGGCUCCGCAGCACCAAUGGCCUCACAUCUUCAUCUCAGGCUCUGCAUUUGUUAGCUGCACACCGUCCUCUAUAUGUUCAACCAGAGAACAUCUAAACAGUGUCCCCACCAACUCCCAAUUCCCAUAACCAGAGAACAUCUAAACAGUGUCCCCCCCACCAACUCCCGAUUCCCACUCAGCAGAAUGGCAAGUCCUGAUUAGGAGCUGGGGGUGUUCUCGCACCUUUCCGUGCCCCAUCCUUAGACCAGUGGAUGGUGGGAGGCUGCUCGUUUGUUUCCCGGCCACUCAGACCCGAAAUAAUCACACAGAAACUUAAUUAAUUGAAACACUGCUUGACCUAUAAACUUAGGAUUCUUAUUAACUAACUCUUCUAUAUUAAAUUAACCCACUUCGAUUAUUCUAUGUAUUGCUAUGAGGCUAGUGGUUUACCGGUAAGGUUCUGGCAUCUGUUUCUUUCAGCAGCUACAUGGCAUCACCCUGACUCUGUCUCUCUCUCUCUCUCUCUCUCUCUCUCUCUCUCUCUCUCUCUCUCUCUCUCUCUCUUUUAGCCAGUCUAUAUUCUGCCCUGCUAUAGACCAAAACAGCUUCUUUAUUAACCAAUGAUAAUAAAACAUAUUCCUAACACACACUCUUUUCAUCUUCCCUUUCUUCUCGCUCACAUGCCCUCCCCCAGAUUGUUACACAACCCCUCACUUGGUUACAGGGCUGCAGAGUGGAAAGGUGGAGUAAGAUAUAAGAUGUACUGUGGCUCCCCAGCUCCCAGCCCAGGAGGGAACUUAGACAGGAGUUUGGGAAGUAACCUCCAAACACAAAGAGGUUUGUGUGUGUGAAAGUGCCAAGGGCUUGGCAUUCAGGGGUGUUCUAGUUAAGUUUCUGUUGGGAUGAAACAUCGACCAAACUAACCCAGCCUGGGGGAGGAAAAGGGUUUAUUUGACUUAUGAGUUCAUAUCAUAGUUCGCUGUUGCAGGAAGUCAGGACAGGAACUCAAGGCAGGAACUAUAGUGGACCCGUAGGGGAACACUGCUUACUGUCAGGCUAUGUUCAGCUACCUUUCUUACACUUCACAGGGGCCCCCUGCACAGGGUGGCACUGUCCACAGUGACCUGUGGAGUGAGAUUUUGUUUGUAAUCUAACAAAUAAAGCUUGUCUGAAGAUCAAAGUGCAGAGCUAAGCCACUAGUUAACCAUAGAGGCCAGGCAGUGGUGGUACACACCUUUAACCCCCGCA